AAACAUCGUAACGCAGUGAUUAUUUUGUUGUUUUUUCUUGAAGUAUCUUAUUUUGACGUAUGUCUGAAAUUUAAGCUGAACGAAAAAAGUGUAAUACGGAAAAUAAUGAAAUGAUAUGAGUUCUAUAAACAAACCAUUUUAGGAAAUGGCUUUGCCCGAUCUUGACGUUCGAUCUGUUUUGGAUGUAGUAGAGGAAAAUUUUCAGAAACUUGGUUUAGUUAGUACCUAGAUUUUUUCACUACCUACUAAUUAAAUUUCAUAAGUGACGGAAACCUUAAAAGUAAUUCUAUAUUAACUAAAAUGCGUGAAGUUAAUGACCGUGCUCUCCAGUAUCCAACUGAUUUUCUAUAUGUAGGACAUUUGCUGGAAUUUAAUCCAAAUGCGAACUUUUCACAUGUCGCUGAAUUACUUGAGUACCGUGUGAUAAGUAUUGAAAUUAUGUUUUACACAUUUUUCUCUAUUGAUGAUGAGUGAUCUAGUUCAUUCAGAUGAUGCAGUAAAUUAUAGUAGGUAGUAAUGACUGCUUUGAAGAAAACAUACGCUAUUCGUAUGAUAUAUAUAGGUGAACAUACAUUAUCUAAGGAAGAAAUAAUAAGAGCGUUCGAGAAAUCUGUACAUGAUGUAAACUCUGCUUAUUGUGAAAUCCACGUAUACGGACUGUUAUUGGUGUACGAUAGUUAUUUUGUACAUAUUUUAGAGGGCUCUGAGGACACAUUACACAGACACUUGAGAUUUUUAUUUAAGUUAGAAAUUGACUGGAUUGAGAGAAUGAAAAAAUCCACGGAAACGGACCGUGCAGUCCUUUUGGAGAACAAAGAUAAAUCAGAACCGAAGAUAUUCAGGAGGCUGAAAAUGUUAAUGGUUUAUCAUUCGAUCAGCACGCUGUUUUUCGCACGGUGGCGAGCACUAACCGCCCACCCGCCAUCUUUAGUUGGCAGAUUGGACGUAAACGGACCAAUUUCAGAGCACAUGGAACAAUUGAAGAUUUGCCUCAAUAAAAUCACAAAAUUAUGUGAUCUUUUGAAGGCUGAUGAAAAGUUAUCAUUCGAGGGUCUCAAUGCUGUGGAUCCUAGAAUUGAAUCUUUACCCGAAGCAGCGCUUUUAGACUUUUUACUGCAGUCUUCUUAUAUUCGAGACCUCAGACAAACCUACGAUUUGCAUAGAAGGGUUGAUGACCAUCAGUUUUAUUUUGAGAGUGUAUGGCCCCUACCGACACAUUUUACACCUCGUCUUCUGUACAAGUUAAAGGUAGACGACUCGUUCGUCGAACCUUUGCCGGUAAUGCCUUGGGAGAUAGUUAAGAAGGAAACAGAAGACGAAGAUAGAGAAGAACCGCAAAGCGGAAGUUCCUCAAGUGAUUGAAGUUCUGAUUACGGCACGGCACUUGUAAAAUAUGACGUGACUCA
Molecule: messenger RNA, 1406 nt
Organism: Bombyx mandarina (wild silkworm)
Lineage: Eukaryota; Metazoa; Arthropoda; Insecta; Lepidoptera; Bombycidae
Product: testis-expressed protein 47
Source: RefSeq, a predicted model, not a curated record